Molecule: messenger RNA, 4214 nt
Organism: Spinacia oleracea (spinach)
Lineage: Eukaryota; Viridiplantae; Streptophyta; Magnoliopsida; Caryophyllales; Amaranthaceae
Product: pentatricopeptide repeat-containing protein At1g19720
Exons: 2
Coding region: 380-2572 (730 amino acids)
Biological process (GO): RNA modification
Molecular function (GO): protein binding; RNA binding
Source: RefSeq, a predicted model, not a curated record
UUUCUUUAUUACACACAAGUUCUCAAACUCUAUCUCUACUUCUCUACCCCUCGUGCCUUCCUUCACUCAGCUCUCUGCGUCUCCACUUAGCAAAAACCACCUGUUUUCCGCCGGACCCGAAGCAAACACUGGUGUUCCGACUUGUCUCAACGGAACUUCCACUAGGCCCACCACCGGUCCACCGUUCGACAAACUGACGCUCCACCAAGCCUUCCACCGGCCCACGGCAGAUUGCCCGAGAGUCCCGGAAAUGCAAGUCAUGCAACAGUUCUUCCUUGAUUGAAGACACACAACCUCUUGUCAAGCUUGCUUAGACCUAUUCGUUACCUAUGGAUUAACUGUUCAAACAUCUGAAAUUUCCAUAAUUUUUUUGUCUACCAUGUCCAUUAAUGGACUACUUCCUUCCAUUCCACUUCAUAAUGCUCCUUUCCUUAAUUUUCUUCCACGUAAGCUCAAUUUAGCGCCAAAAUUUAAAACCGAGGCUACGACACCUCAAAUUGUGGGUCUUAAAGAUAUACCACACCCUAGAAACCACUCAUUCUCCAGAAUCCGUCUUGCUGAUGAUUUUUCCGAUUCCAAACAUCAAGCUGCAGAAGAUGAGAUUGUUGAAUGUCUCUCUAUACUUAACCAAAUUAACAGGAACAGUGGAAGUACUAGCAGCAGUUCUUCCGCUUGUAAACAAGUUCAUGGACGUCUCGUCAAAGUUGGUGCUCUGAAAGUUCAUGCUACCUUAGGGAAUAUGCUAGUGGUGGCGUAUUCAAAGAAUUUAGAGUUGUUCAAUGAUGCGAUCAAGCUGUUUGAUGAAAUUCCUAAGAGAACUGUAUCUGCACAUGCUGCAUUGAUAAACUCGUUCUGUCGAUCUGAGAAAUGGGAUGAUCUUUUCUCGAUGUUUGGGGUGAUGAUAAAUGAUGGCAUGUUACCUGACAGAUAUCUCAUACCAACCAUCUUAAAAGCUUGUUCUGUGAUGCAAAUGGGAAAAUUUGGUAAAAUGGUUCAUGGGUAUGCCAUAAGAAGGGGACUUGCUGCAGACGUCUUCGUCGGCAAUGCUCUUAUUGAUAUGUAUACAAACUGUUGGGGAUUGAAAUUGUCAGAGAGUGUGUUCGACGCAAUGGCUUCAAGGGACGUGGUUUCGUGGACUGCCCUUAUUGUAGUAUAUAUGGUUCACGGUCUUGUAGACAGGGCAAUAGAUACAUUUUGCAGGAUGGAGCUGGAAGGUGUGGAAGCCGAUUUGAUUUCUUGGAAUGCACUUGUCUCUGGCCUUGCCAUGAAUGGGGAAAUUGAAUUUGCUCUAAAAACUCUAGAAGAGAUGCAAAUAAAAGGGGUGAGGCCACAAGAGAACACUUGGAAUGGAAUAAUCUCAGGCUGCAUUCUGAAUGAAUGUUACGAACAUGCUUUAGAUGCACUUGUUAAGAUGUUUUCGACUUCCUUGACCCCUAAUGUUGUGACAGUUACUAGCAUUUUACCAGCUUGUGCUGGCUUGAAGGAUCUAAAUUUAGGAAAAGCAAUUCAUGGAUAUGCUAUCAAACAUGACAUUCAUUUCGAUUCUCAUGUCGGUGGAUCAUUGAUUGGUAUGUAUUGGAAAUGCGGAAGAAUUGAUGAUGCAGAAAGUAUUUUUGUCAUGAUAAAGCAAAAAACCACUUUCAUAUGCAAUGAGAUGGUUGCAGCUUACAUGAGCGUGGGAAAUGUGGAGCCAGCUCUUAGAAUUAUUGAAUCAAUGAAAGACUCUGGUCCAAAACCUGACGUUAUUACUUGUAACACAAUGCUUGCUGCCUAUUUCAGAGAUGGCAGAAUUGAGGACGUUUAUAAUCUGCUGUAUGAAAUGCCUAAAAUGGGCUUGUUACCAAAUGUUGUCACGUUCAACAUACUAAUAUCUGGUUAUCAGCAAUCUUCCUUGAGUCAUGAAGCUCUGAAACUUUUCCAGGCUAUGCAAUCACCUCAUAGUGGAAGCUUUCUUUCACAAAUAUUGAAAAUUUCAAUUGAACCAAAUCCUGUCACUGUUACUGGUGCCCUUGCAUCUUGUGCUGAUUUAGGUUUAUGGCGCCAUGGAAAGGAACUUCAUGCUUAUAUUGUCAGAAAAGGUCUUGACGCUAAUAUUUUUGUUUCAAGUGCACUGGUUGAUAUGUAUGCAAAAUGCAGUGAUAUGGCCUCAGCAACAGAAGUUUUCUGGAGAACAAAAAACAGGAACACGGUUACCUGGAACACACUGAUAGCAGGUUACAUCAACAGAAGGCAAGAAGAUGAGGCAUUCAUUCUUUUCGAUAAAAUGCUUGAAGAAGGGGUUGAACCAAGCCCUGUUACUUAUAUGAUACUUAUUCCUGGCUGUGGAGAAAUAGGAGCUCUUAGAUUAGGGAGAGAGAUGUAUGGAUACCUUCUGAAGAAUCAGUUUGAUGACUCUGAUAAUUACCUUGCAAGUCCUUUGAUAGACCUGUAUGAUAAAUGUGGUGGGGAGGUCAAACAGGUAUUUGACCCCAAAUUGCAAUCUAAGACCACAUUUAAAAAUGAUAUUUUAAUGAAAUACAUCCACUAUACUUCUUUUGUACCUAUUUUUGGGACCUUUUUAGAACCUUUCUAAGAAAUGUUAGAAGUGCUUAAAGGAAUGGUGUUACAUGUUACAGAAUUAUAACAUCUAUAGUGAAUACAUUAGACUUCUACACAUGUUUGCUCUAACAUUUUGUCUCUUUGUGAAGUAUGAAAGUUGCUGAUGUGAAUGGUUCACAUAGCGUUUUUUGUUUAGGACUGUCCUUAACCACAAGACACUGAUAAGGGGAAUCAGACUGGGACGGUAUCGGUGAUGUAAAAUACAGAUGAGAGAGAGAAGGAUACUCGUUCCAUUAAUGGCUAUGGCAGGGAAAGAAGUGGAGAGGAAAUUGGGAAAAUGAUACCCACUACAACAUAACCUGCGGUGAACCAGCAGUGUAUAAAGUGUCAGUGCUUUGGCAAAGACGGUGUGUCAUUUCAGCAUUUUCUAGGAGCGUUGUAGUGGCUUCCCAGAUAAUUAUAUGCCAGUAGCCAUACCUACUGUAAGCAGAUCAGAAUUUUCAGUUUUUAAUGAUCAUGCAUAAAAGGCCAUAAGUUUGUAUAUAAUGUACAGACCUAAUAUCUCUAAAAUCUACAAUCAAGAGAAAUCUCUUUGCUUCCUCUGGUAAUUCCCUUCAAGAUCAAAGUAAGACAAGGAGUUACUUGCUUUGAUAAUUUUCUGUAAAUUUUAGGAAAGCAAGAGAUUAGCAACUCAAUGUGAAGAACUAAUGUUACUGCUAUCUUGAUUCUGCUUGGCUGACAGGUGAGUUGUCCUUCCUUGAUCUUAUUUGAAAUAGAGUACUCAUAUCGUAUGGUUGAUUUGAGCUGUCCCUUUAUGCAUGCCCUUUGUCCCAAGACAUUUUUUUGUUGUAUAACUGUAGGCUCUGUAGCCAUGGUGUACCAUAUGGUGCUAAAAACCAGUAAAUUUAUUCAGUGAUGAAAGUGUAGUUUUGCAUUAUAUGGGCCAUUCUUUUCAUUAUUGAUAGACUUCAAAACAAUGGGAAAGGCUAUGUUUAGUAUAAUCAACAAUGGUACUUUUUUGUAUUAUUUAUGACCUCAAGCUGUAUUGUUGUAACUUCUAAGAUACUUGCUACUUGCUUGUGCUUUCGUUGAAAAGGUUUCUAUUUAUCGGUGCAGGAAUUAUGACAAGUGUAACUGUAAUGUUCAUGAAAACCUUAGUUUAUUAUUGAUGCUGUUGAUAAUACUUCAUAGAUACAAUUUAUGUACUAUUGGUAAACAACUUCUGGAAGUAUUUACAGAAAUGACUGAAAAGUUUAUUAAGAAAAUCAUGCUUAGUUAGUGCCGUUGAUGACUAUUGAGAUGAAGCAUCAUUGACUUGUGAACAGUUAAUAUCUGAAGUUCUCAUCAUCUUGUUGGCUGAAAUAUCACUUGCAGUGUUUAUAUCCUUUGGCUGCACAAGGAAAGAUUUCAACUUGACACCCGUGUAAAAAGGGCAACGCUGAGAAAUCAUUGUUGGUAAAAUUAGGGCAAGACGCUUUAUGCUUGCGUAGUAGAUUUUUCGUUAGAAGGGAAACCUUCUUAAGAAGGUUUCAUUGGAAGGGAAAUAUCUUUGUAUUGCUGUUAUGAACGGCAUUGCUUGCUUGCAAGCAAUCUAUGGAACAUGUUUUUAUACCUGCUACCCUGUAUAUCAUAGAUACAAUUAUAGCUCUUUUCUGUAAUUUCUGCUUGCUGUUUCA